AUGGCCGUCUCUAUCUCUCAUUUCCUGCUCGUGGCUUCGGCGGUCGUGCUGGUAUCGGGACAGUUUGGGCAGAUUCCAGCGCCCAGCCCUCAUGCUGGUUGUACCGAGAGUUCGUUUUCCAUUCCGAGCUGGCUUAUCCAGAACGUGAAGUACACCGACGACAAUGUCACGUUCGAUCUCCAAAACCGGGCCACCAACAGCACUGCGAGCUUGGGCUGCCCGAGGAAGGAAAGCGGCUAUAACCCAUGCUCCAUCCAAGGGCCGCCGUCAUCCAACCUCACGCUGGGCGCGGCGGUACAAGUAGGCGAGACCUCGGCAACGUUCCUGGUGAAGGAGACUUGGACCUGCAGCGACCGUGGGAAAUCCUUGACAUUCAACGCAGCAGGGAACAACUCUGCUGCACUGAACUACACCUCACCAAUCCUCGUCAAGGGGUCCCUCUAUUCGCCCGUGGCCAUCACGCCCGCGUAUGCCGACGGGCCCAAGGGCCACGACUCGCCCGGAUGCACAGCCAAAUCGGAGAAGCCAUCCUGGGUGCUGUCGCUCAUCCACUUCACCGACGAACCGGGCGACGCCUCUACCGCGCCGUUCCAGAACUUCAACCUGAUCGUCACCAACCCGGCCACGGGGUACCAGGCCAGCUGCAUGCCCGGUGGCUCCUUUGGCGACACCCCGAAUCUGUCUCCCCUCGUAUGUGCCGGCGACGAGUUCCAGUCGUCCAGGGUUGGCCUGCACCCCAUCACGACGCAGGCAUCGUUCGAUCCGGUGACUUCAUCGUUCACGCUGAAUCAGACGUGGUUCUGUGAUGACACCGAUGCCGCCAAACCUCUCCAGAUCAACGCCGCGGGCAGCACCACCCUACCGCUACAAUGCACCACCCAAGAAGUCAACAACAACCGAACCAACAAAUACUGCACCGUCGACGGCGACGUGACACUCCCCGGCAAGCUCGGCACAGUCGUGACGCUCGCGCCAUACUCGCUCGAGGACCCGACCCCACAGUCGCGCGGCGACGGCUGCACGCUGACGUCCAUCUUCCACCCGGCCUGGCAGUUCAGCAACUUCGAGGUCACCACCAUCGCCGACGACCACACCAACUCCUCCUCCGUCGUCACCAGCUUCGAGGUGAUCCUGGCCGCCGAGAACCGCGGCUUCCAGUACCCGAUCCCCAUCUACCAGGGCCAAGCCCUAGGAGGAGGAGACGAUAAUGAUGAUGAUGAUGGCGGGUUCUUCCAGUGCGACAUUGGCGCGGAUGGUGGCAAUGACCUGCCGCUGUGGCCGUACCAGUGCAGGUUUAGGUAUGCGCCGGAGAGGAAGGAGCUGGUGCUGGAGGCCGAGUGGGCUUGUUUGGAUUUGGAUGGGGCGAAUCCGGUCAAAUUUAGCGGCGCGACGACCACUAUCAUCAACAGCUCGCUGACCUGCGAGACGGUCGAUGGCCGGUCGCGGUGUGCGACGGCCGAUCCUGGGUAUACCUGGGUUGCUGAAAUCGCGAAUGUCACUUGGGGGAAGCUGGAAUAA
This is a messenger RNA of Chaetomium strumarium, 1518 nucleotides long. RefSeq lists its product as uncharacterized. Bases 1 to 1518 code for a protein of 505 amino acids. The transcript has 4 exons. NCBI's taxonomy places the organism in Eukaryota, Fungi, Ascomycota, Sordariomycetes, Sordariales, Chaetomiaceae. The record is from RefSeq and is a predicted model, not a curated record.